UUCAAGUGAUUCUGAUGAGGAGCUUGCAAUUGAGGCUCAAACUGUCCUGAAUUUGGCUAUCAUUAAUCGUAAGAGGAAUCACGAAAUGCUGCAGACGGCACUCAUGAUUGGUACGUACUAUGACACUUUCAUGCACAAAGCUCCAAGGAGGGUAGCCACUGUAUCGGGUAUAGAAAUGUUCCUCUGGAUAAUUGGAUCGCCCCAGUCACUUAGACAUGUUGAGGAUCGGUUUGUGCGGUCUUUGGAAACAAUAAGCCGCACAUUCGAUAAUGUUUUGUCCAGUGUUCUUAAGCUAGCGGUACAAAUUAUUAGUCCGAAGGAUCCUGAAUUUAAGAACGUGCGCAGAAGAUUGCAAAAUCCUCGGUUUGCUCCGUACUUCAACAACUGUAUAGGAGCUAUAGAUAGGACACAUGUACCGGUUGUGGUGCCAAGUGAUAAGGUGGUUCAGUAUACGGGAAGACAUGGAUAUACCACACAGAAUGUGCUGGUUAUUUGUGACUUCGACAUGAGGUUCACAUUUGUUGUUAGUGGGUGGCCAGGAUCGGUACAUGAUAUGCGGGUGUUUAAUGAUGCCGUGAACAAAUAUGGUGACAAGUUUCCACAUCCUCCUCCAGGCAAGUUUUACUUGGUAGACUCAGGGUAUCCUAACCGUCCGGGUUACCUCGCACCAUACAGGGGUACAAAGUACCAUCUCCCGGAAUUUCGAAGUGGCCCAAUGCCAAAAGGUAUGAAAGAGACAUUUAAUUACGCACAUUCGUCGCUUAGAAAUGUUAUCGAGAGGUCCUUUGGAGUUUUGAAGAUGAAGUGGAGGAUUUUGUUAGGCAUACCAAAUUUUCCAAUUCAGAAGCAAAGCAAAAUAAUAGUAGCAUGCAUGGCAAUUCACAAUUUUAUUCGAGAGAAUGCUAUCGCUGAUACGGCCUUUGAUAUGUGCGAUCGUGACGAAAAUUUUAUUCCUAUGGCCGAUCCAUCAAACCCUGAAGAACAUGCGACGAAUACCCAAGCAGGGGACGAAGACCGUAAUAUGAAUGAAUUUCGUGACGAAAUAGCUAAUGGUUUGUAUAAUAAAUCGUAGUUUGUUUGUGUAGUUUAUUUGUAUGGUUGUGUUGUA
This is a messenger RNA of Setaria italica (foxtail millet), 1108 nucleotides long. RefSeq names its product protein ALP1-like. NCBI's taxonomy places the organism in Eukaryota, Viridiplantae, Streptophyta, Magnoliopsida, Poales, Poaceae. Bases 86 to 1072 code for a protein of 328 amino acids. The transcript has 2 exons. The record is from RefSeq and is a predicted model, not a curated record.